AUGGUUUUAAAGUCUUAAUGCUUCAAAGAUGAAGAUUUAGUAGCUAAUAUAAAGAGUUUACUUAGAACUUUUGCUAAUCAAAUAUAUUAAGGAAAGUAUGAUAACUUUAUGAAAAUAAGAGCAUAAAUUUAUGAUUUUAUCUAAAAUAUAAAAUUAAAGUUACUAAAUGAUAAUAGCUUUAUUGAUGAGUUAUUUUUAAAACUGUUUCCUAGAUUAAUAACUGAUUUAGAUAUAAAUACAAAUUUUAUUGUAAAAAAAAAAAAUAUAGACUCAGAGCAUGAACAAGAGGACUAGGAAGAGGAAGAACAUGAUUAAUUAGAGUUUGUCGUACUUGACAUACCAUUAGUUAAUUAUAAACUUAAAUCUAUAUAACUGUUAGGACAUUUUAUAAAUUAAUGCCCUAAAAUUGUUAUAGAGAAUAAAAAAUUUGAAAUUAUGACUAAAAUAAUGAAAACUUUAAUGAAUGAAAGAGAAGAAUAUACAGUGAUUCAUUUCAAUUUCAAAAAUUUAGCAAAAAUGUUUAAAUGUGUGAGAAGCUAUUAUCUUCAAUAUUUACCAGAUUUAUAUCUAAACAAUAAUGAAGCUGUAUCUGAAGAAAAUAAGUUUUUAUCUGAAGAAGCCAAAGUUGAAUAUGCUCCUUUAUUUGAUUUUAUGCUAGAAUAAAUCUGUUCAAUUGAAUAGCUUAACUAUGAAUCAGAAAUCGAAGAUCUAAGUUAUUUAAUAUACAAAAUUUUAAAAUGUACUGAUAAUCCUACAAAAAGAACAUUCUUCUAACAAAUAUUUCAAGCAAUCAAAUAUUUUAUGAAAAAAACAAAGCAUAUUUUAAAUACUUAAAUUAUUGAGUGGAGUUUGGCUGGAUUAAAAUUAAUAUAUAAGGCAUUUCCUAGUUAGCUACAAAAUAAUUUUUUACCAAUUUGGAAAUCUUUGGUUUCAUCAUUAAAUUAGCAAAAAGCUCCUCUAAAUGACUCAGACGAGGAUAGUAAUGAUUAUAAUGGAGAUAAUGAUGGUGACCAUAGCUAUUCAUCAGAAUAGUAAAUGGAAAUAUAAGAAAAUUCAGAAUAGUUAGAAUAGGGGUCAAUAAAUGGGAGUGAUAAUUCAUAUAUAAGUUUAGAAGAAGAUGAAGAAGGAGUAAAUUAAAUUAGUAAUGAAGAAAGUCAAAGUCAAUCAAACUUAUAAAAUGAAGAAAAUAAAACUUAAGAUCAGUACAUUUUUAAAAUGUUAAAAAUUGACAUUACAAAAAUAGAUAUAUAAUUAGUAUCUGAAAUAAUAGGUAGUGUUGCUAGUUUUGUGAAAUAUGAUAAAUGUGUCUAUCCUAUCAUCUCUGAUUUGAUAAAUGAAAUAAUACUAAAUAAAAAGUAUAUUAAGAUAGAGAUGGUUUAAAGAAAUACUUUUUAUUAUUUAAAUAAAAUUACUAGAUACUGUUUUGAUAGUAUUUAGCCUGAUUUAUUUAAAAAGUUUUAUGAAAUAGUUAAAAAUACUGCUGAAUCUUAUCAAGGAUACACUGAUUUAAAUAAAAAAGAUAUAAUUGAAAAUAUUUAUAUAACAUAUGCUUUCAUGACUGUCAAAUUAGUAGAGAACAAACUACCUUUAGAAUAUACAAAAAGUGAUUAUAAUUGUUUUAAUAAGCUUUUUUCUUUGGUCCCUUUUGAAGGAGAUUAUACUGAAAUGUAAAGAGUUAUUAAAAUAUGUAAUUUUUUGUUGGAAAAAAAUUCUUCAAUUAUUGAAUAAAAUUUGUACAAUAUUACAUUGUCUGUCAUAUAUAUAAUUUAUGACCCUUCAAAAUAUCAUGUCAAAAGUUCAAAGGAGCAGUUUUAUUCUGAAUUUUAUGAUAAAAUAGUGGUUAAAUUCCCAUAAGCUAAAUCUAUUGCUAAGAGUAUUAUUGAUUUAAAUAAGGUUUUUUAUUGCAAAUAUCAAUCAAAGAAUUGA
Tetrahymena thermophila SB210 is the source of this 1926-nucleotide messenger RNA. RefSeq lists its product as hypothetical. NCBI's taxonomy places the organism in Eukaryota, Ciliophora, Oligohymenophorea, Hymenostomatida, Tetrahymenidae. The record is from RefSeq and is a predicted model, not a curated record. The transcript is spliced from 2 exons.